AUGAGAGAAUUCUCCAAGUCCCUCACAGAUCGGGUGUUCUCAUGGUACGCCAACCUCGCUGCUGGCUCUAUUUCUUCGUGGGAGGACUUAGUAAAAAAAUUCUAUAUCAAGUUCUUUUACGUUGAAGAAAGGCUAACCAUUCUUCAUCUUAUGAGGGAAACACAGCGACUUGGAGAGGACAUCCUUGUUUAUGUUCGCCACUUCAGGGAAAAAGCAGUAGACAUUCAAGACCCGAUGGAAGAGCAUCAACUGUUGGUCAAUCACCACUUCCCUGACUUUUCUACCUUAUGCGCUACGACUCGAAACAUAAGUGAAAUAGUAAGAUCAGGGGCACGAAGGAAAGCUCCACAACUACAUUCAUGGCGAGCAGCGACACCUCCACCUUCCUUAUGGAGGCCUAACAGAUGCAACCACGCUGUAUAUGCAGCAGGAGGUUCCAAUAGAGGAAGAACAAGUCUCCAAGCAAAGAAGAGAAAAUUUGAUCAAAUUCCCCCACCGUCGCCUAUCUCAGUGGACGAGGCACAAGCACUCCUCAACGCCUGGGUAGAAGAUGGAAAAGUUCAUCUCUCUGAACCAAGGCGACCUGUCACCAAAAAAGAUCAAGCUCGGGCAGACUACUACAUAUACCACCGCUUCGUUAAACAUCCUACCGCUGAAUGUUGGGCGCUCAGAUCCCUAGUUCGAAAGAUGAUGGCUGACGACGCUUUGGAACUACCUUGUUGCCAGACAAAGGACGUCCUCAAAGAUCUUCUCCCCCGUCACAAAGAUAACGGCAAGACGGUCAUGAUGCUUUCGCAUUAUGACGAAACGGAAGAACCAAUGGUGUGUGAGCUCUCUGAGCUCGCACCUCCCACUUGUCCAGACUUUGAGACCCGGUGCACAAUAGCACUUAAGAAAUCAACAAAGUUCAAAUGGUUCUUUGACCAAUUCGACAAGCAAGUACCGUUCCCAUACAAUCGUCCCCUCUACGUCCCAGUGUUCAUCAAUGGGAUGGAGUUUCAAAGAGGAUUCAUGGAUGGAAGGGCUUCACUAAAUGUAAUGCCCUAUUCUACUUUCCAGGCAACCGGGAUCUCACAUAAACACCUAGUCAGACAACCCAUUUCCAUCACCGGUUUUGGAAAUCAAAAAAUCAAAACCAUAGGGCAUGUCCAACUAGACUUCACAGUUGGACCGAUCCGUUCCACCACUAAGUUCCAUGUCAUAGAGGCUGAGACGACCUACCAGGCUCUUUUAGGGAGAACUUGGCUCUAUAGAUACACUGCAAUCCCCUCCACCUACCAUCAAUGUGUCAAAGCAAUUUACAACAAUGAGGUAGUGGCCAUAACUGGCUCUCAAAAACCUUUUCAAGUGGAUGAAGCUCAUAUGGCAAAUGAAGCAUUUUACAAUCAUGUUGAUGAAGAUGAACCCCCCUUGCCACUCCAAGGAACUCCCAUACCAAAUUGGGAUGACCUCUCGGAAGAAGAUGCAUCACCAUAUCGUAGAAAGAUGUUUGCCAGAUCAAAACCCUCAAGAAAGCUCCCUAAAGUGACGAGGCUCCAAACUGAAGAUGGCAGAGUGGUAUACCAUUUAUGA
Camellia sinensis is the source of this 1572-nucleotide messenger RNA. Lineage: Eukaryota; Viridiplantae; Streptophyta; Magnoliopsida; Ericales; Theaceae. The record is from RefSeq and is a predicted model, not a curated record.